This is a messenger RNA of Pelobates cultripes (western spadefoot toad), 175 nucleotides long. Lineage: Eukaryota; Metazoa; Chordata; Amphibia; Anura; Pelobatidae. The record is from the annotation of a GenBank genome assembly.
AUGCUGCACAUGUGGUGGACGUGCAAGCAGGUGAAUCAACUGUGGAAAGAAACAGCCAAACUAAUCAAACGAGUCACGAAACACCAACUACCCCUCGACCCCAAAACGAUCCUACUACGCUCGUUACAGGGAAACAUCCCGAAGCCGAUUCGAAAAACUAUAUACCUCAUCCUAA